Rhododendron vialii is the source of this 2576-nucleotide messenger RNA. Its product is annotated as cellulose synthase-like protein H1. Gene Ontology annotation, molecular function: mannan synthase activity; cellulose synthase (UDP-forming) activity. The record is from RefSeq and is a predicted model, not a curated record. The transcript is spliced from 9 exons. NCBI's taxonomy places the organism in Eukaryota, Viridiplantae, Streptophyta, Magnoliopsida, Ericales, Ericaceae. The coding region runs from base 87 to 2348 and encodes 753 amino acids. Gene Ontology annotation, cellular component: trans-Golgi network; plasma membrane. Gene Ontology annotation, biological process: plant-type primary cell wall biogenesis; cellulose biosynthetic process.
UAGUAUAAAUAACCAAUAGAUCGAACAGGGCAAAAAAUUCAAGCCAACACACACUGCCACACCAUCUUCUCAUACUUCCCCACCCAAUGGCCAACCCUACUACCAGUUUACCUCUCUACGAGCGAGUCACUCGAAAAAACACCAUAGCUCGAGUGAUUGAGCUCAGCAUACUCUCUCUCCUCCUCUCCCUCCUCGCCUAUCGGAUUCUUUCCUUCCAAGACCAUGGAUUCAGUUGGCUCUUGGCGUCCCUGUGCGAGUCGUGGUUUGCUUUCAAUUGGGUUCUCACUGUCAGCACCAAAUGGAACCAAGUAGAGUACAAAACCCACCCACAACGUCUCUUGCAACGGAAACCCGAGCUGCCUCCGGUGGACAUGUUUGUGACGACAGCAGACCCUGUCCUGGAACCACCUAUCCUCACUGUGAACACCGUGCUAUCCUUGUUAGCGUUGGAUUACCCGGCUGAUAAGCUGGCAUGUUAUGUUUCCGACGACGGCAGCUCCCCUCUCACCUUCUACUCUCUUGUUGAGGCCUCCAAGUUUGCAAAGCUCUGGGUGCCUUUCUGUAAGAAAUAUAGCAUUCAAGUCCGAGCUCCUUUCCGGUACUUCUCCGGCGAGUCCAUGUCCUCUCAGGAUACCUCACCCCAGUUCCAACAAGACUGGAAGAAGAUGAAGGAUGAAUACGAACAACUUAGCCAGAAAAUUGAAGAUGCAGCCAGAGGGUCCAUACCAUGUGAACUUGCUGGCGAGUUUGCAGAUUUUAUGAACAUGCAACGCGGAAACCAUGCAUCUAUAGUCAAGGUCAUAUGGGAGAACAAGGAAGCUGGUAAUGCAAAUGGAGCAGUGCCGCAUCUUGUUUACAUAUCCAGAGAGAAGCGUCCAAAGCAUCCCCAUCAUUUCAAGGCUGGCGCCAUGAAUGUUCUGACAAGAGUAUCAGGAGUGAUGACAAAUGCCCCGUUCGUGCUAAACGUAGACUGCGACAUGUACGUUAACAACCCCCAGAUUGUUCUUCACGCAUUGUGUUUGCUGUUGGGCGUGAAGAGCGACAAGGAUUGCGCAUUUGUUCAAUUUCCCCAACAAUUCUAUGAUGGAUUAAAAGACGACCCUUAUGGAAACCAGUACGUGGUUUUGUAUGAAUAUCUAGUUCGUGGUUUGGCAGGGAUUCAAGGACCCUUCUACGGAGGAACCGGAUGUUUCCACAGGCGAAAAGUUAUCUAUGGUUUAUCACCAUAUGAAUAUGAUGAAGAAAUAAGCGGAAAAUUAAGCGAUGAGAAUUUACACAAGACUUUCGGAAGUUCGAUGGAAUUCACAAAAUCAGCAGCUCAGAUCCUAUCAGGAUCGAAGAGUAUAAGUUGUGGUCCACACGAUUUGUUAAGCUCCGUUGAGGCAGCCAAUCAAGUCGCUGCUUGCGUCUAUGAGUACAGUACCGCAUGGGGUAGGGAGAUGGGUUGGAUUUAUGGAUCGACGACAGAGGACGUCCUCACCGGACUCAUAAUCCAGGGGAGAGGUUGGAAAUCAACCACCUGCAUGCCGACCCCACCCGGGUUUCUGGGCUGCGCGCCCUCCGGCGGGCCUGCAACGAUGACCCAGCAGAAAAGGUGGGCCACCGGGCUUGUCGAAAUCCUGGUCACCCGGAGAAGCCCACUCAUCUUGACACUGGUAGGGGAGCUCCAGUUCAGGCAAUGCCUGGCCUACCUGUGGAUCCUGCUGUGGGGCCUACGGUCCGUUCCCGAGCUCUGUUACGCUACUCUGCCGGCCUACUGUAUCAUCUCUGGCUCACGCUUCUUGCCCAAGGUUGAAGAACCAGCCCUAUUGAUACCAGUUGUCAUUUUCAUCACAUACAACCUAUACACCCUUUCGGAGUACUUCCGAGCCGGACUCUCAGCCCGGGCAUGGUGGAACAACCAGAGAAUGUUGAGAAUUACCGCAAUGACAGCAUGGUUGUUCGGAGUUUUCAGCGUCAUACUAAAGCUCUUGGGGCUAUCAGAGAUGGUCUUCGAAGUAACCCAAAAGGAACAGUCCUCGACAAACGGCAGCGAUGACGAUAACGCUGAUGUCGGCAGGUUCACGUUCGAUGAGUCGCCGAUUUUCAUCCCCGCCACCACGGUUCUGCUGGUAAACCUGACCGCGUUGGUCAUCACGAUUCUCGGGUUCCGACCAGUGGCUCGCGGUGGAAAUGGAUCGGGGAUCGGGGAGGUGAUAUUCAGUUCGUGCGUUGUGCUGUGCUUGUGGGCAUUUUUAAAGGGGCUGUUUGGUAAAGGGAAGUAUGGGAUCCCUUCGGCCACAGUAUACAAGUCAGGGGCUUUGGCAUUGUUGUUUGUGAACUCGAGCAGAUGGACAUCGAUGGGUUAGAAUUUUGGUGGUGAAAUUAGAAAAACAGGGUGACAUUUUUUGUUGGAAAUCAUUGUUGUAUUGUUUGGGGAUGAGAUUGGUGGAGAAUCCAGAGGAAUGUGAUUUGUAAAAUACUACUCCCUCCGUCCCACUUUGUUUCGCCUGUUUCCUUUUUUAGACGUCCCAAAAAAUUGUUUAUAUCUCACAAUCUAUAAUAUUUUAUAUAUUUAAUAUAGAUUUUGUUUGAUA